Paramecium tetraurelia is the source of this 915-nucleotide messenger RNA. RefSeq lists its product as uncharacterized. Gene Ontology annotation, molecular function: ATP:ADP antiporter activity. NCBI's taxonomy places the organism in Eukaryota, Ciliophora, Oligohymenophorea, Peniculida, Parameciidae. The transcript has 5 exons. Gene Ontology annotation, cellular component: mitochondrial inner membrane. Gene Ontology annotation, biological process: mitochondrial ADP transmembrane transport; mitochondrial ATP transmembrane transport. The record is from RefSeq and is a predicted model, not a curated record.
AUGUCAAACGUAACAAGAUCCCAAAGAAACCAAUUUCUUAUUGAUUUUUUAUCAGGAGGAUUAUCUGGAGCGAUUGCAAAAACAUCAUGUGCCCCAAUAGAAAGAGUUAAAUUAUUAAUGCAAACUGCAAGCAUGAAUACAAAACUCACCAAACCCUAUGCAGGGAUAACAGAUUGUUUUUUAAGAUGUGUAAGAGAAGAUGGAACUCUUUCCCUAUGGAGAGGCAAUGGAGUAAACGUACUAAGAUAUUUUCCAACUUAAGCCUUGAAUUUCUCAUUUAAAGAUUUCUUUGCAAAGUUUUUAAAGAAGAAUAGUAAUUCGGAGCAUUCAUCUCAGCUUUUCUAUAAUAUUUUAUCGGGAGGAUUGGCUGGAACAUGCAGCACUUCAAUUGUUUACCCUUUGGAUUUGGCUAGAACCAGGUUAGGAGUUGAUUUAGGAAGAACAAAGAGUGAGAGGUAGUUUUAAGGUUUAGUUGAUUGCCUAACAAAAAUUUACAAAUCAGAUGGUAUAAAGGGCUGGUAUUAAGGAAUUGGUAUUUGCUUUGUUGGAAUCUUUAUUUAUAGAGGCUUAUAUUUUGGAAUUUAUGACACUGGAAGAGAUAGGUUUUUCUAAAAUGGAGAUGCAAAGUCUUUGAUUAUGAAAUUUUUUUAUGCACAAUGUGUUGUCAUCUUUUCUGAAACAAUUAGUUAUCCAACAGACACUUUAAAAAGAAAAUUGAUGAUGUAAACUGCAGGAGUUUAAAGAAAAUAUAAAAAUGCUUUUGAUUGUUUUAAUUAGAUUUUAAAAACAGAAGGAUUCAGAGGUUUAAUGAAAGGAAAUGCUUCCAAUAUGGCAAGAGCAAUUGGAAGCUCUCUCUGCUUAGUUUUAUAUGAUGAAAUGAAGCGAGUAACAACAACCAAUUAAUAGAGAUAAUGA